AGACAACAAUUCUUCAUCGCUUUCUCUUCCUCUUGUUCCAUCAGUUUCACGAUCUCACCUCUAAACAAUCAAUACAUCCUCCACUUCCUCAUCCCUUUACUCUCAUUUAUGGAUUCGUUUUGGUUUUCCCCUACAGAUUUUUUUUAUGAAGCUCUUAAUCAGAGUCUUAUUUCGAUUAAGUUUCCUAAAAAAUUUCCACUAAUACAACGCGCAAUGAGUUCCAACGGGAAAUCCGCAUUAUCUGGUGAUUCCUCCUCGGAGAAACCAAAAGGCGUUCAGGCUGAGUCCUAUUCCAUCGACACACCCUGUGUCUCUUCCAGCCACUCAAUCGGCGACCCCUACUCGAAGCAAGCCAAAGUAGUAGUGUCGGUCUCCUCCGGUCUGACCAAACUCUGCGUACCUGAUUCGAAGAAACCAUUAUUGUUUCUUUAUGAAAUUAUGUGAUUAAUAUAGAGUCCGUUUGACUUUCAUUAAAAAAAAAACAAAUCUGAAGCUUUGAGGUUUAUGACACUAAAUUAGUGUAUUGUGAGAAACGUUAUUGAGAUGUGGAUUAUGUUUUUGGUACUUUAAUCCGAUCUUAAAUGAAAGACUCCAAGAACAGUUGUGUUGGGGAAAGGAAGACUUUAGUGAAACUUGUAGGUGAGAGCAGCAAUGAUCUAGCUAACUAACUUUCUUCAGCUCUCAUUGAUGAUUAGAACAUAUAUCGAGUCACUGUUCACUUGGUUGUUUUAUUGUCUAUAGUCACUAAGACAGCUCUUCAUUUGUUGACUUUUUUUUAUUAACAAAUGUCUAUUUGCUUGUAGCCGUGAGAUGUUUGAUAAAUGGGAAGCUCAAAAAUGGUGGGGUGAGAAUUUCGAGAAGGUCAUGGAGUUCUACAAUGUGCAGCAACUUAAUCAGCAGAGUGUCCCUGUUCCAACCGCUCCUCCUAGAUCCAAAUAUGAGAGCUGCAGCAAGAACAGUCCUGCAACUCCACCUCUAAACAAAGAAUGUCCUGGAGGAAAAUGCUUACUCACGGCUAACCAAGCAAGAACACAAGCACAAAGUCGGUACCACCGUGAUUCGUCUGGUCUUGCAACAACGCCCAAGCUUUCUAGCAUAAGUGGGACCCGAACCGAGACAUCAUCGGUUGAUAUGUCUGCAAGAAGUAGUGGCUCAUCAAGGGAAGAAGAAGAAGAAGAAGAAGAAGAUGGAGAUUAUUCAAUGGAGGUCUCGGUAAGUAAUGCAAGUGACAUGGAAACAGAAUGGGUGGAACAAGACGAAGAUGGUGUUUAUAUCACAAUCAGAGCUUUACCAGCUUCAUAAGCCUCUUAGGUAACCUAAUUGGCUUGACUAAAGAGCAGAUAGAUGAUCCAAGUCUAUAUCACAUCACUGUUCAGAAGAAGAGUGAGACUUCAGAGGAAAAUCAGAAGAAGAAGAAAAGCAAGAUCAGGGAGGGAAAUCAGAAGAAUAAGAG
Molecule: messenger RNA, 1453 nt
Organism: Brassica oleracea var. oleracea
Lineage: Eukaryota; Viridiplantae; Streptophyta; Magnoliopsida; Brassicales; Brassicaceae
Product: protein Brevis radix-like 2
Exons: 3
Coding region: 811-1302 (163 amino acids)
Source: RefSeq, a predicted model, not a curated record